Parnassius apollo (apollo) is the source of this 1371-nucleotide messenger RNA. The record is from the annotation of a GenBank genome assembly. NCBI's taxonomy places the organism in Eukaryota, Metazoa, Arthropoda, Insecta, Lepidoptera, Papilionidae.
AUGAUCGAAUUAUUAUUUAUUGCAGUAGUGGUAUUUUUAAUUGGAGUUGACUACUUAUUUAAUUAUAAUGAGAAGGCUAUAUUACUUCGUAAAAUUCCGGGAUUUAAACAUUCCUUUAUUAUUGGAAACGCGCUAGAAGUCAUUUACCCACCAGUGAAACUGUUUGAACUAGGAAGAAAAAUAGCAAAGGAAAAUAAUGGCAUAUACAGAUUCUGGUGUUUCCCCCUCGGAGCAAUUAGUAUUUAUAAUCCUGAAGAUAUUGAAAUAAUCCUUUCUGGUAUGAAAUAUCAUCAAAAGAGUCAGGUUUAUUCUUUUUUGAAACCAUGGUUGCAAGACGGAUUGUUACUGAGCUAUGGAGAAAAAUGGCAGGAUCGUCGGAAGAUUCUAACGCCAGCUUUCCAUUUUAAUAUAUUGCGUAGAUAUUACGUCAAUCUACAGGAAAAUACAAACCGACUAGUAGAAACUCUUAACAAGUCUUUGAACAAUGAAAUAGAUCUAGUACCUGUAAUUUCUGAGUGCACUCUUAAUAGUAUAUGUGAGUCUGCUAUGGGUACUAGGCUCAGCGAUGAAUCCGAUGGAAAACAAUACAAAAACGCAGUUUAUGAGUUGGGAUACUUAUUAGUCCAGAGAUUCAUCAGAAUUCAUUUGUAUGUAGAUUUCUUUUUUAACACGUCUUCAUUAGGUAAAAAGCAAAAGAAAUCUCUUUCUGUUGUGCACAAUUUUACUCGAAAAGUGAUAAACGACAGGAAGAAGUUUAUAACAGAUAAUGGAAUAAAUUUAGUUAAAGCAAUGGGCGAUAAGGACAAUGAUGAAUCUGAAAUGGUGUAUGGUAAAAAGAAAAGAACGGCAAUGCUUGAUUUACUAAUUUUGGCGGAACAAGAAGGUUUAAUGGAUAACGCCGGCAUCCAAGAAGAAGUUGAUACGUUCAUGUUUGAGGGUCACGAUACUACUGCAUCAGGACUGACCUACUGUCUAAUGUUGCUUGCCAACUACCCAGAAAUACAGGAUAACAUAAUAAUAGAGCUUAAAGACAUUUUCGGUGAGACAAAGCGUGCCACAAGAAUGGAAGACCUAAAUGCAAUGCGCUACUUAGAUCGUUGUAUCAAGGAAUCCCUUCGUCUAUAUCCUCCCGUACCCUUUAUUAGUCGUCAAAUAAAUGAGGAAGUUCAAUUAAGUAAUUACACAGUCCCAGCGGGAACUUUUUGUCACAUUCAUAUUUACGAUCUACAUCGCAGCGAAAAAUUAUUCCCAAACCCUUCUGUGUUUGACCCAGAUAGAUUUUUACCAGAAACGUGGGUAAGCGUCACAGUUACGCUUACAUACCUUUUAGCGCAGGACCGAGGAAUUGUAUCGGGCAAAAAUUUGCAAUAA